AUGGAGAGUUGGGAGAAUUUAUCGAAGGAAACAGAAGAAAUCCAGAAUAUUCUCUCCAGUGGAUCGGCAAUGGACUUCCCCAGCACCGAGAUUGACAUGGAAACAGCGGAUAUUGUGCAGGAAAACGUGGAGAUUUCUGCGCAGGAAGAGCCAGGAAUCACGCAAUCGCAAGAGGAGGAAAAAGACGUUUUUUUGCUGGUCAACGAGCAGGAUUGCGACAUUCAAUGCGAAAACUGUGAGUGUAUAUUCUCCUGGUUGGAAUUUCAGAAGCACGUGUGCGAAUAUAAUGAGUACCAGAGGAAGAUCAAUGAGACAGCGUCCGAGAAGGCUUCUAGGGGAAUCCUUUGCUCCCCUGUGAAGGUGUUUGAUGAGAAGGAGCACUCUUGCUUCUCCCAGAUGAGAGAGAACUCCUUGAGGCUGAAGAAGUUCAUCAAGGAGGAACUCAAAGUGGACACUCAGCCAGUGACGACGAGGUCAAAGAAGAAGGACGGGCCCCACGAUUGUAGUCUGUGCGACAGGAAGUUCGUGCACGCUUCUGGCCUGGCGAAGCACAUGGAGAAGCACACGCUUGAGAAUCUGCAGAGAUCUCAUCAAGGAGGCUCCGCCUUACUGAACUGUGAUGUUGUUGUGAAGUGCCUGAUUUGCGGGAGGAUUUUUCCCACUCCCAAGAUUGCCCGAGAUCACCUGGAGUCCUGCUGCCACUCUGCCAUAGAUGAGGAGGAGGAAGAGGAGCGGAAUGCAGAAGAAGCUGAUGUCUUCAUUCCGACGGAGAGGAAUGUAGAAUUCUCGAUGCAAAACCUCAGAGAGAUGGCAUAUGGAGAGUCAAACUGGAACAGGAAUCCUCCCGGAAACUUCUUGACGGUCGUGACACUGAGUUUCGUGCUUCAGUGCGAGUUCUGUGAAUUUGUCUUCAUGGACAAAAUGGAUUUGCUGAAGCACACUUCUCACCAUGAUCCUAAGCUCGGAUUUCUCUGCUUCAGUUGCGAGGUGAACAUGCACACGAGUAAGGAAAUCCUCUCUCAUUGGCAGUUUGAGUGUCCUUUCGUGAGGGAGGCCACUCAGGAGCAGAUUCACCUCGAGACUUUCUUUCUCUGCAACGUGUGCGACAACAAGUUCCCCACUCUGGAUGCUCUUCACAAUCACAGGUACAAGGCAGUUCACCUCUUUCCGCGUCUGGCGCAGGAUACGAAUGAGUUCAUGAUCAACUGCGAGAUUUGUGGAUUCCUUGGCUGCACUGCGACAGAGUUCAUGCAGCACUAUGAGGCAAAACACGUGAGGAAGCCUAAGAGAGUGAUGACUCGAAAGGAUCGCCAAUAUCUCUGCGAUGUCUGUGGCAAGACUUACACCCAAUCUUCUCAUCUCUGGCAACAUCUCCGCUUCCAUCGUGGCGUGAAGCCAUUUAUUUGCCGCGAAGAGGGCUGCUCAAGGCGUUUCACCAUACGUCCUGAUCUCAAUGAUCACAUCAGGAAGUGUCACACUGGAGAGCGUCCUUAUCACUGCCUCACAUGCGGAAAGCGCUUCCUCACCGGCUCCGUGUUUUAUCAGCAUCGCCUGAUUCACAGAGGGGAGCGCAGAUAUGGUUGCGAGGAUUGUGGAAAGCGCUUUUACCGAGCGGAUGCGCUGAAGAAUCACCAGAGGAUUCACACAGGUGAGAAGCCCUUUGCCUGCAUUUAUUGCUUGAAGCAUUUCCGACAGCGGGGCGAUCGUGACAAGCACGUGAAGACACGUCACGUGAUUGCUAAUCAGGACGCAAGAGAAUCAAACAACUCCUCUGGUGAAGCGCUCUUUGGGAACAUUUCAUUUCCCAAGAGUAUGUUUGCACCUCUUCUUGAGGACAUUGAUGGAGAGAAGUGAGCUUUUAUUAUUAUCGCGACAAUGAUUGCUAUUAGAAAUAAUUUAUCUUUUCAACAGGCUCAGCGUGAGUCAGUCUGUUAUUAUGUUAACAUUUUAAAUUUUGAUCUUCCGAAUUCCAGUGUUCUUUCCUUAACAAUUGAAAUUGCAUAAAUGUGCAAAUAAAACCAACAUAUGAAUUGU
Molecule: messenger RNA, 2034 nt
Organism: Phlebotomus argentipes
Lineage: Eukaryota; Metazoa; Arthropoda; Insecta; Diptera; Psychodidae
Product: testis-specific zinc finger protein topi
Exons: 2
Coding region: 1-1854 (617 amino acids)
Biological process (GO): regulation of transcription by RNA polymerase II
Cellular component (GO): nucleus
Molecular function (GO): RNA polymerase II transcription regulatory region sequence-specific DNA binding; DNA-binding transcription factor activity, RNA polymerase II-specific
Source: RefSeq, a predicted model, not a curated record